AUGCAGCACAACCCUCUCAGCUCGUCACGCGCCCACUUCAAUCGCGUGCCAGCCCCCUGCUGCCAGCCCCCUGCUGCCAGCCCCCUGCUGCCAGCCCCCUGCUGCCAGCCCCCUGCUGCCAGCGCAGCAGCCCCCAUUGCCACCUUCCCGCCUCCCCUCCUCCCCGCGCUCCCCCCAUGGCAGGUGGUGGUGGCAGAGGGCGCCCCCUGCUACGGCGGGCACAAGCUGGCGGCGGCGCUGGCAGGGCGGGGGGUGGCGGUGACGGUGAUAGCGGACGCGGGGGUGUUCGCCCUCAUGGCGCGCGUCAACCUCGUGCUGCUCGCCGCCCACGCUGUCAUGGCCAAUGGCGGCGUGCUCGCACCCAUUGGGCUGGACAUGGUGGCACUGGCUGCGCGCCGCCACGCCGUGCCCUUCGUGGUGCUCGCCGGCAUCUUCACUGUCAGUGCUGCUGCCUCCACCUGUCCCCCUCCUCCCCUCCACCUCCCCUCUCCACCUGCCCCCCUCCUCCCCUCCACCCCCCCUCUCCACCUGCCCCCCUCCUCCCCUCCACCUCCCCUCUCCACCUGCCCCCCUCCUCCCCUCCACCUGCCCUCUCCACCUGCCCUCCACCUGCCCUCCACCUGCCCUCUCCACCUGCCCUCUCCACCUGCCCUCCACCUGCCCUCCACCUGCCCUCUCCACCUGCCCUCCACCUGCCCUCUCCACCUGCCCUCCACCUGCCCUCCACCUGCCCUCCACCUGCCCUCCACCUGCCCUCCACCUGCCCACUUGCUGUCCUGCACUCACUUUCUGCGCCUAUGA
Molecule: messenger RNA, 801 nt
Organism: Closterium sp. Naga37s-1
Lineage: Eukaryota; Viridiplantae; Streptophyta; Zygnematophyceae; Desmidiales; Closteriaceae
Source: the annotation of a GenBank genome assembly